ACGAGGAACAAGAUAUGAAUGAGAUAACUGUUAAAAUCAUUUUAUUAGAUUCAUAUCCUUUAUAGCUGAAUUGUUUGUGUUGUUUAUCGACCUUAUUUUUCUAUCCGAUUUCUAAUUGCAUAUUUAUUUCUGUCCAAGUGUAAUUGCAAACAGUUGCAGUAGGUUCAUUUUGCAUGUUAUAUUUAUUGUUUUACGUGAACCGGUCUUUCUAACCUAGAAAUUGCUCUCCGAAAAAUCUGAGAGGUCAACAGCACCAAUUCUCUGAGAGAACUUUAAAAAGAAAAUUGACACUUAGAAAUGGAGAUAAUUUAUAUUUUCCUAUAUUUAUAUUGCCUGCGAUGAGAAUUGCAAACAAACUCAACAUUCAAUUUGACAAGUAAAGAGAGACGUAUUAUUUAUUAAAAAUACAGAGUGAUCGGCUCGACAUGUCAAAAGGAAUGUGGUACAGGAAUUUGAGGAAUUGUUUGAUGCAACGAAGGUGGAUAGACCCACAGUGGCUUCAAGGAUGUCGUGCGAUCCAUAGAACGAUUUCCGUGCCUUGGCACACAUCUGUAAUUAAUGCUCGGUCAACCGAACCAGUUAUAGACCAGAAACCCGUCAGGAAUAUUAGAGAUGGACCCUCUUUGAGGGACUUCUUAAGUCCAUCCGUUAUUGAUAUUCCCAAUGAGGAAUCUGUUCCCUACUUGCAGGAUGUUCAUGGCAAAAAUCAGAAAGUAUACUUUGAAAUUUAUGGUUGCCAAAUGAAUGUGAACGAUGCUGAUAUAAUAUGGUCAGUGCUGAAGUCACAUGGCUAUAAACACACACAAUGCCUUGACGAUGCGGACAUUGUACUUCUUAUUACAUGUUCCAUUAGGGAAAAUGCCGAGCAGAAAGUGUGGAAUAAAUUAGAGUACCUGAAUAGCCUGAGGAACAAGAGGAAAAGAAAUAAGAUUGGAUCACCUAUGAAGAUUGGUCUCUUAGGAUGCAUGGCUGAACGCUUAAAAACUAAAAUAUUAGAUGAAGGGAAGCUUGUAGAAAUAAUAGCAGGUCCUGAUAGUUACAAGGAUUUACCCAGACUCCUAGCAAUAACGGAUAAUGAAACGGCUGUUAAUGUUAUGUUAUCAUUUGAUGAAACAUAUGCGGAUGUAAUGCCAGUUAGACUCAAUCAAGAUUCUACUGGGGCAUAUAUUUCUAUAAUGAGAGGUUGUGAUAACAUGUGCACUUAUUGCAUUGUACCAUUCACGAGGGGCAGAGAGAGAUCGCGACCGAUUACUAGCAUACUAGACGAAGUCCGACUGUUAUCGAAUCAAGGUGUAAAGGAAAUAACUCUUCUCGGACAGAACGUGAAUAGCUACAGAGAUUUGUCAGAAUCAGAAUUUAUCUUAACAGCUAAUACAGAGACCCAUCUUGCUAAAGGUUUCAAGACGGUUUAUAAGAAUAAAAAAGGCGGCUUAAGGUUCAGCGAUCUUCUCGAUAAAGUCUCCUUGAUUAAUCCGGAAAUGCGAAUAAGAUUUACAUCACCUCAUCCUAAAGACUUUCCCGAUGAAGUGUUACAUUUGAUAGCCGAAAGACCGAACAUCUGCAAACAGAUUCACUUACCCGCUCAAAGUGGCAAUUCCGCGGUUUUAGAAAGAAUGCGAAGAGGGCACACUAGGGAAGCAUAUUUAGAUUUGGUGUAUCACAUACGUGAAAUUCUUCCAAAUAUAUACCUUUCUAGUGAUUUUAUCUGUGGGUUCUGCGGCGAAACUGAAGAAGAGUUUCAAGAUACCUUAUCACUAAUAGAAGAUGUUAAAUACAACUGCGCCUAUUUAUUUGCUUAUAGUAUGCGUGAGAAAACUCCAGCGCAUAGGCAGUACAAAGAUGAUGUCGAAUCGGACGUAAAAGUGGAGCGUUUAAAGCGGAUGAUUACAUUAUAUAGAAAGGAGGUAGAAAAAUUAAAUAAAGCACAAAUAGGACAAUAUCAGCUUGUUCUUGUAGAAGGAGCAAGCAAAAGAACUGAUCAAAAGUUACAAGGUAGAAAUGAUGGUAAUAUAAGAGUUAUACUGCCAUCUACAAUUAUUCCAAUUAAUCAACAUUCUACUGUUACAAAGGAGAUACAGGCAGGUGAUUAUAUUGUUGUACGAAUUGAUGACGCUAAUUCUCAGACUUUACGAGGUACACCUUUAUAUCAUUCUUCAAUAACAGAUUAUUCAUUAAAUAGAUAAUGAAUUAUUACAUUAUUAUUGUGUUACUCAAUAAAAAUUAUAAUU
This is a messenger RNA of Pogonomyrmex barbatus (red harvester ant), 2228 nucleotides long. RefSeq names its product CDK5RAP1-like protein. NCBI's taxonomy places the organism in Eukaryota, Metazoa, Arthropoda, Insecta, Hymenoptera, Formicidae. Gene Ontology annotation, biological process: tRNA modification; negative regulation of cyclin-dependent protein serine/threonine kinase activity. Gene Ontology annotation, cellular component: mitochondrion; cytosol. Gene Ontology annotation, molecular function: 4 iron, 4 sulfur cluster binding; tRNA-2-methylthio-N(6)-dimethylallyladenosine(37) synthase activity. The record is from RefSeq and is a predicted model, not a curated record.